Molecule: messenger RNA, 1194 nt
Organism: Phycomyces blakesleeanus NRRL 1555(-)
Lineage: Eukaryota; Fungi; Mucoromycota; Mucoromycetes; Mucorales; Phycomycetaceae
Exons: 6
Coding region: 1-1194 (397 amino acids)
Source: RefSeq, a predicted model, not a curated record
AUGGAGGAAGUAAUUAAACUCGAGUCACUGUUUCGGUCCUGUGAGGGCAGCCAGCAAGUGGCUAACCUCCUGAAUAAGAUCAAGAAGGUCACUUCUGAAUUCGAAGGCAAAACUGGGCACCCUUCGAUUAACUUUCAAGCCCCAGAAAAAAUUAAAUAUCCUGGCAGAAGAAAGGGUGGUGCACGUCCCAAAUACCUUCCCAAAGACUUUGGUCGGGCAAACUGGAGGAAGAUCAGUGUUUCGUCUGGUCAUGCUGGCCUUAAGGCAAUGGUUAGACUGAGAGCUAAAAUGAGGGAGGGAAAACCUGCAGCUACACAAAAAAACAAAAAACAAAACAAAAACAAACAAGAGCCUCUCGACCCAGUCGAUGCUACCAAAAACAAAAUAAAACAAAUAAAGCAAGAGCCUCUUGACCCUGGAUGUCGUCUUACACGAAUAUGCUUUUUAGUCGAUGCCACCAAAAAUAAAACAACAAAAAUAAAACAAGAGCCUCUCGACCCAGUCGAUGCCCCCCAAAAAAAUGGGUUCAAAAGACCCGCCACCGCCUUAGAAGAUUACCAGUAUGAUAAUCGCACCUCUGUUGGCAAGAGGGUCAAAUUCCAGCCCGGUUUUCCUGUCUCUCAUGAGAUAAUCGAUGAUGUCAAGGGUGGGUUUAGCCCUACUGCUGACGGAUGGUGUGGUUUUCGGGUCCUUGCCCACUUGAUCUACAAAGAUCAAAAUAAGUUUUCACUUGUAAAAAGGGAUAUGCUAGCCGCCUUGCCGAAAUACAAAACAUUGUACACAAAUACCUUCGGUACUGACACAAGCCAACUAGAAAAAAUCAUUCAACAUGGCUCUCAACUCGAUUAUAGCAACACCAGCAACACCAACACCAACACCAACACCAACUUCAUCCCAGUAUGUUCAGAUGCCACUAGACAAUCUUUUUUAAAUCUUUAUAAAUCUUAUCAAUUUGUUUCUUUGCGUCAACAUAAGCUAUCUAUCACUUGUGGGUCAAAUGACUCUCCGCUCUGUUUUUUCCUAGAGAUCAUUCGUGGGAAGUACUUUACCCUUCGAGUUACACUUAUAACCAGCGAAUUAAAAAUCAUAAAUAUCGGAUGGUGUUACACAGAUCGAGCCAAACUAUCUUCGAAUAUGUUAUAUUAUGCAUUUGCAUCUAUUUAUUUUAUCAAUUCAAGUCUUGGCUCUCUAUAA